Messenger RNA from Aricia agestis (brown argus), 792 nucleotides. Its product is annotated as androgen-dependent TFPI-regulating protein-like. NCBI's taxonomy places the organism in Eukaryota, Metazoa, Arthropoda, Insecta, Lepidoptera, Lycaenidae. Gene Ontology annotation, cellular component: endomembrane system; membrane. The transcript has 4 exons. The record is from RefSeq and is a predicted model, not a curated record. Bases 7 to 792 code for a protein of 261 amino acids.
GCGGUCAUGGCGAAAAAUGUGCUGUACCGCCGUCUCCUGCUGCUCCGGACAGUAUUCCACUCUGUCUUCCUGCUGUCUAAUGCCGCGAUCCUGCUGCACACUGUGGUGGUGAUGGUGCGGAAGACCAGCGAGCCCGGAGUCAGCGAGCACUUGCUGGACAUGCGGGAUAAUGCGCCAGCAUUCCUCACUAAUUGGAAUAUGGCAUUCCAGAUGACGUUUCUGAUGAUAGCAGUGUACGCAGACUGCCUGGAGUGGAUUGACCGCGGGUGGAGGCUCAGAAAGUUGGAACAAGCCCGUGAUGUGAUCUUCUGUGCUCUAGUUUUGCCAUAUGGGGUGUUCGUCACGAUACAUUUCUGGGUGGCCUACUCCAUCAACCGGGAGCUGGUGUUCCCUCGCAUCUUCGACGACGCGCUGCCGUGGAUGUUCAACCACUGCGUGCACACCACCAUCGCUGUGGUGAUGGUGCUGGAGAUUCUGCAGCACCCGCGGACUUAUCCCACCAACCGCAAAUACGAGGAGGCUCUGUACUGGACCGUCACCUUCGUCUAUUCUGCCAUGAUCCAAAUACUGCACUUGGCGACUGGACAUUGGCUGUACAAGAUCUUUGACCUGAUGAACUGGUGGAAGUUGAUCCUCUUCCAUAUCUACAUUUUCCUGUUCCCGUACAUCUUCUACCACCUGCAGUUCCCACUGAACCGCCUUAUCCAUGGCUCGGCAGAUUACCAACACUGCGUGGAUUAUUCACCAGCAUCUAAGGAAAUGUGUAUUGAAGAAGAGGAUUUACAGAAGUAA